This is a messenger RNA of Morus notabilis, 2192 nucleotides long. Its product is annotated as probable receptor-like protein kinase At2g23200. Bases 1 to 2016 code for a protein of 671 amino acids. Gene Ontology annotation, biological process: protein autophosphorylation. Gene Ontology annotation, molecular function: ATP binding; transmembrane receptor protein tyrosine kinase activity. Gene Ontology annotation, cellular component: plasma membrane; plasmodesma. The record is from RefSeq and is a predicted model, not a curated record. NCBI's taxonomy places the organism in Eukaryota, Viridiplantae, Streptophyta, Magnoliopsida, Rosales, Moraceae. The transcript has 2 exons.
AUGCGCAACUGGAGUGGUAACUCUCCUUUGGUCAAGGAGUUUCUUCUCACCGUCAACAAAAGCAACGAGUUUUGUAUCUACUUCAUACCUCUAGGAACAUCGUUUGCUUUUGUGAACGCCAUAGAAGUGUUCUUUGCCACAAACAUAACAAGGGAUAAUGCUACGCUUGUUACUCAUGAGGGUAAGAGUGUUUCUUUCUCUGGGUUGCUGUCUAAUGCUUUGCAUACAGUUCACAGGAUCAAUGUUGGAGGGCAAAAGAAGUAUGACAACCUAUGGCGGAAUUGGAUUCCUGACGACGAUUAUCUUUACCCAAAAGGGUCAGCGAAAAACAACCGCUCUUCAAGUACUGAGAUCUACUAUGACUUUAUGGAGGAAGGAAAUAAGAAUAUUGCCCCGGAAUUCGUCUACAAGACCUGCAAAGUGUUGGAGGACAAUAGCACCAGAGAAAAUGUGACAUGGCAUUUCAAUGUGAGUAUAAAUGCUAGAUAUCUGGUUCGUGUGCAUUUUUGUGACAUUCUUUCCAUAUCAGUUGCUACAAUUACCGAUUUCAGUUUACAUAUUGAUAGCAAGUUCACUUUUAAGGUCGAACCUGGCAAUUUAAGUCGGUCGGUUCCAUUUUACCAUGAUUUUGUUGUUGACUCUGAAAGUUCAGGGUUUCUGAGAAUAGGCAUAAGCACUUUAGAGGAAUCUUAUGUGAAAACGGCCUUUUUGAACGGUCUAGAGAAUAUGGAGCUAAUUGAGGAAAAGAACUUUACUCCUCCAACGUUGGACAAACCAAAGGAUAAUCGACCUAUUAUAGUUGGUUCAGUUUGUAGCGCUUCUGGUAUAGUUUUUGUUGUUGCAGUAGGACUGUUGGGAUUCAAAUGCAAGAAAGCAAAGCAUGCUGAAACUGAUGGCUUCUCAUAUAUGAGAAACGCAUCAAGAAUUUCCUCUCUUCCAAAUUGCAACCUCAAGUUAAAGAUGGGUUUAGAUGAGAUACUGCAUGCCACUCGCGGUUUCGAUCCAAAAUUGUUGAUUGGUGAAGGUGGAUUUGGUAAGGUCUAUGAGGGAACUCUAAGGAGUGGCCUAAAAGUGGCUGUGAAAAGAAGCGACCCAAAGCAUGGCCAGGGCUUACUGGAAUUUGAAACGGAGAUCAUGAUCUUGUCCAAAAUCCGUCAUCGCCAUCUUGUUUCCUUAAUUGGGUACUGCAACGAGGGGGCGGAGAUGAUACUUAUUUAUGAGUUCAUGGAGAAGGGGACUCUCAGAGAUCAUAUCUAUGAUGAGUCUGCAUUCACCAUCAAUAGUUCAUCAUCUUCAAGACCCCGAAUUUGCUGGAGCCAAAGGCUUGAAAUCUGCAUUGAUGCAGCAACCGGACUUCAUUACCUUCACACCGGGCCAAACGUGGGAAUUGUCCAUCGAGAUGUCAAGUCAACAAACAUCUUGCUCGGUGAACAUUUCACUGCCAAAGUUGCUGAUUUCGGUCUUUCGAAAUCGGGUCCUCUUGACCCUGAUCACUUUAGCAUUGGAAUCAAAGGUAGCUUUGGUUAUCUGGAUCCCGAAUACCUCACAACCCUUCAGUUCACAGAUAAAUCUGAUGUUUACUCGUUUGGUGUGGUACUCCUAGAAGUGCUUUGUGGAAGGCCUGCCAUUAUCAAGUCACAAAAGAUUGAGGAGGUCAAUUUGGCUGAGUGGGGAAUGUAUUGGCACAAGAAAGGUCAGCUUGAGAAAAUUGUGGAUCCUUCUCUGAUGCGUGAAAUUAGUCCAAAUUCAUUACGAAAAUUCGGCGAAACAGUCGAGAAGUGUCUGAGCAGAAAUGGGGCUGACAGGCCAGCAAUGAUUGAUGUGUUGUGGGAUUUGAAUUAUGCUUUGCAGCUUCAGAAAGCAGAGGUGCCAAGAGGACUACCUGAAGAUAGUGGAAGUGGAACAAAUGCUUUCUUGGAGUUGUCUCGUGUCGGAAGUUUGCCUUCUCGUAAUAUAAUUGAAGAGGGAGAUGAUCUUGUGCUCAUAGGAAGGAGUUCUAAUUUUGAUCCGUCUUGAUAACGUUCCUGGGAGAAAUUAGUUAACUAAAAUAGUAAUAUGAGUCAAUCUAAUGCUUUAUGUAUCUUGGUAUGGCCAAUUUGUUGUUUACAUUACUAUAUACUUUGUUUAGGGGAACAAAAGCUUUAGCAAUUUGUUCAUCAAUUUCUAUUUUACUUUUCCAGCAUCGCUUUAUG